CAUCCCCUCCCUCUCACCCAACAUCUAUCUUUCUGCACUCUCUCUAUUAACAGCUUUGCGUCACCAUGGUCGCCAAGGACAAAACGGUCAUAAAGAAUAAGAAGCCAAACAAUGCUGCCGACGAGGUUCACUACCGCGGCGUCCGAAAGCGCCCCUGGGGCCGCUACGCCGCCGAGAUCCGCGACCCCGGCAAGAAAUCCCGCGUCUGGCUCGGCACCUUCGACACCGCCGAGGAAGCCGCCAGAGCCUACGACGCCGCCGCCCGCAACUUCCGCGGCCCCAAAGCUAAAACCAACUUUCCCCUUCUCCCCGACACCGCCGCCGCUGUCACCAACAACAACAACGUUAACCGGAACAACAACAACAACAACGUAACAAACAACGCUAGCAGCAGCAGCAGCCCUAGCCAGAGCAGCACCGUCGAGUCCGCCACCCCGGAGCGUGACGUCACGCGCCUCGCCGCCACUGCCGUCAUCGACCGCUUCCCCUUCCUCCAGAUCCAGCAGCAGCUGCUCGUGGCCCCGGUUGCUCCCGUGCGCCCGGUUUUUCUCCUGGACCGGGCCCAUUACCUCACCCAUCAAUUCCCCUUCCGGUUCGAACCGGCCCCGGUUCAGAGCGACUCCGAUUCCUCCUCCGUUGUCGAUUGCCAACCCAAAAGAGAACUCAAUCUCGAUCUCAACCUGGCUCCUCCUAUGGAUUAUUAAAUUCCAUUAAUCUCUUAAUUCUCUAUACCCUUAUAACAAAAACAGCAAAAAGGAAAGGACUGAGGAAAAAAUUUCUCUUUUUUAUCUAGGUAGAUCAGUUGUUAAUCAUCUUUGUAGACAGAUAGAUAAGGUAUUAGAUGUCAAUUAUAUAUUAUAUAUAUAUGAUAUAUUACAUCUUUGAUGUAGAUAGGUUAAUUUUCUGUCCUUUUAGGUCUUUGAAAACAAAGGGACAUGAUCUGAGAUUGUUCAGAUCUGGUAUAGUUUUAUGUGACAUCUGAUAUGUAAUUCUGGCUAAUCUUAAUUUGAAUUCAGUAAUUUCUGCUUUUCACUUUUCUGCA
Vigna angularis (adzuki bean) is the source of this 1042-nucleotide messenger RNA. Its product is annotated as ethylene-responsive transcription factor 9. Gene Ontology annotation, biological process: regulation of DNA-templated transcription. NCBI's taxonomy places the organism in Eukaryota, Viridiplantae, Streptophyta, Magnoliopsida, Fabales, Fabaceae. The transcript has a single exon. The record is from RefSeq and is a predicted model, not a curated record. Bases 66 to 704 code for a protein of 212 amino acids. Gene Ontology annotation, molecular function: DNA binding; DNA-binding transcription factor activity.